CCCUGUAAACCCUUUAGGUCUUCUUUCACACUAAAAUGGAGUCAAGAAAAGAAUCCAGUCAACCUUCAACAACAGAUCAUCUUCCAAUCUUAUGCAACAAUGAUAAUUUGCAGAACGUUAAAAACAUGCUUUUAGAUGAAUGCACUAGAGACGGCUCGUUAGAUUGGCAUGGAAAACCAGCGGUGAAGAGAAAAACCGGCGGAUGGAAAUCCGGCAUGCUCUUGCUUGUGAAUGAAGGAUUAGCAACACUUGCAUUCACAGGAGUAGAAGUGAAUAUGGUUUUGUUUUCAAAAUCUGUGUUGAGACAGUCAAAUGCAGAAGCAGCCAACAUGUUUAGCACUUGGAUGGGCAGUGUUUACUUGUUCUCUCUUUUGGGUGCCUUUAUUAGUGACUCUUAUUUGGGAAGAUAUCUCACUUGUGUUGUCUUUCAGGUUAUUUUGACCAUGGUAAGUCAACCCUUUUCCGGCCCGAUUUCUCCUUACCAUUCUCUAGAGGGUUUGGUUGCAUUGUCACUAACAACUCAAACUUUUAUGUUAAAAUCCAAAGGUUGUGGUAGAAUAGGAGAGUUAUGUGAUGCUCAUUCACCGAUCGAAAUAGCAAUAUUCUACGUAUCAAUUUACUUAAUCGCCCUUGGAAACGGUGGUGCUGAGCCUGCACUAGCCACAUUUGGUGCUGACCAGUUUGAUGAAGAAGAUCCUGAAGAAAAACAAGCAAAAACAACGUUCUUGAGCUACUUCUACGUCGCGUUAAACCUUGGUUCUUUGAUCUCGGAGACAAUAUUAGUUUAUAUUGAAACAAUGGGAGAGUAUGUGUUAGCCUUUUGGAUAUCUAGUUUAUGUGGUUUCAUUGCAUUGAUCGCGAUAGUGAGCGGGAGUUUUAGAUACCGACAUUUUAAGCCUUCGGGUAAUCCUAUCUCGCGGUUUUCUCAAGUUAUUGUGGCUUCUGUGAGGAAAAUUAAGCUUCAGUUACCCUCUAAUGGAGAUGGGUUGUAUGAAGAUUUUACAAGAAAUGAUAGUGGAACAAGGAGGAUAUAUCACACUAAUGACUUCAAGUUUUUUGAUCGUGCAUCGAUCAUGACCCCAGAUGAUGGCGAAAAUCCACACCCGUGGAGACUAUGCACCGUCACGCAAGUCGAAGAAGUAAAAUGUGUCCUAAGACUACUCCCAAUAUGGUUAUGCACCAUAUUAUCAUCAGUAGUAUUCAUCCAAAUGAUUUCACUUUUUGUCGAACAAGGUGCAGCCAUGAACCGAAAAAUCUCCAACUUCCACAUCCCACCCGCAAGCAUGACGGUUUUCGACAUAAUAAGCACAUCAGUUUUCAUCAUCUGCUAUGACAAACUCAUUCUCCCACUAUACGUCAAAUUAACCAAAACGAAGCCCAACCCGCCAAGCGAGCUGCAACGAAUGGGGAUCGGGCUUGCUAUUGCGACAGCAGCGAUCAUCACAGCAGGUGUAGUGGAACAUCACAGGCUAAAAUAUGCAAGUGAAGGCCCAAAAGAAACAAGCUCUUUAAGCAUAUUUUGGCAAACACCUCAGUAUGUGUUGGUGGGAAUAGCUGAAGCUUUUACUUAUGUGGCCCAAUGGGAGUUUUUUGCGGCCCAAGUUCCUGAUAAGUUGAAAAGUAUUGGGCUUGGAUUGUCUAUGUGUUCUUCAGCUAUGGGGAGUUACACCAGCAGUAUUAUACUGUCGGUCGUUAUGAAGAUUACGUCGAAAAACGGGAAGCCCGGGUGGGUCCCGGCGAACUUGAAUGACGGGCAUUUGGAUCGGUUUUUCUUUCUGUGUGCAGCGUUGACUGCUCUUAAUCUUGUGUUUUUUAUUUCUUGUGCUAAGAAGUAUAAGAAUAUAGUUGUGGAGAGAAGAGAUGAAGCUAGGGACAUGAGUUAAGUGGUUAUGGUACUUUAUGCAGUAAGAAACAAAAGUGACAGAAAUAUAUAAGUUUUAUUAUAUAUAUGAUGCCUUGUGUUUGAUCAA
Messenger RNA from Helianthus annuus (common sunflower), 1970 nucleotides. Its product is annotated as protein NRT1/ PTR FAMILY 7.3. Gene Ontology annotation, cellular component: membrane. Lineage: Eukaryota; Viridiplantae; Streptophyta; Magnoliopsida; Asterales; Asteraceae. The transcript is spliced from 5 exons. Bases 36 to 1883 code for a protein of 615 amino acids. Gene Ontology annotation, molecular function: transmembrane transporter activity. Gene Ontology annotation, biological process: transmembrane transport. The record is from RefSeq and is a predicted model, not a curated record.